AUGGGGCGAAAAAAGGCCGUUGCUGAAGACUUUCUUGCCGAUAUCCCCAAUAUCGUCACAGUUCAAUCUUCUCUUUCCCAAUCUCAACCCAAACCAAAGCCAAAGAGGCCGAAGAAAGCCCAAGCCAAGGCAACGGCUUUCGACAUUAAGAAUGAGUUGACCCGCAAGACCAAGGAGGCUGCUGGUUUGCUCAAGACCAUCAAUAAAGCCAAGGCCAAGAUGAAGACAUUGAUAGAUCAGGCUAAGGCAGCCAAACAGGCCCAAGACAAGGCCGAUGAAAGGACGGGGGCUGCUGAGGCCGUCGCUAAGGUCCUCAAGGCCGAGAAGAAAGAUGUCGAGGCCAAAAUGAUCGAAGGCCAAGCCGAACUCCGAGAUGCCUUGGCCACCAAAGCCGUCGAGAUCAAAGUGGCGGACGAGAAGGCCUACGUCGAGGGGGCAACUGACGUCCGGGAGGACUACAAAAAACAAGAGUUGGCUGUCCCCGAUGACUCUCCUUUGAGGGACGUAGGCCGACUUGUGCUGCCAUUCCCACCUGCUUCAAGCCAGUCUAAGGCUAAGGCUGGAGAAGAAGAAAAAGAAGAGGAAAAAGGAGAGGAAGCCGAAGAUAAGGAGGCCCAGGUGGCUGUUGCUGAAGAUCCUGCUGGGGCCAA
Molecule: messenger RNA, 650 nt
Organism: Camellia sinensis
Lineage: Eukaryota; Viridiplantae; Streptophyta; Magnoliopsida; Ericales; Theaceae
Source: RefSeq, a predicted model, not a curated record